AUGAGCAUCCAUCAUAAUAUAUCCUCCAACAUCUUUGGGCCUAACACCCAGAUCCACCAAGGGGACAUCUUUGACUACAGCUUCAACAAGUCGCGGAAAGCCUACUACGUGUUUCCUUUCCCGCCCAACCAAGAUAUCGUCCGCCGUCCAGGGAUCGUCACCAAACUUGACGAGCUUUUGUCACUCUCUAAAGAGGGCCGAUACUGCAGUGCCGCUUUACGGGGUCUUGGUGGAUCGGGCAAAACCCAAAUUGCCCUCGAUUACGCCUAUCGCCGAAGCCAUGAAGAUCCUGCUUGCGACAUCUUCUGGGUGCACGCCGAUAAUGAAACCAGUUUCGCACAAGAUUACCACGCAGUUGCCAGGAAGCUCGGCCUGGAUCCGAAGCUUACUGGCGAACAGCUUUUUCUAGCAGUACGUCACUGCAUCGAGUUGCGGCAGAAGUGGCUCUUGAUUCUCGACAAUGCGGAAGAUGUCGCAUGCUUCGGUGUCGGUGCAAUGGAUCACACCAAAAGCCUUCUCAAGCUCAUACCAGGAGGCCCUGGAGGAACUGUUCUAUGGACCAGCCGCGAUAAACAGAUUGUUGCCCUAGUUGGUUCGCGGCAAGGUAUCCAGAUCCCUCACAUGGCCAUCGAAGAGGCGGAAAAACUAUUCUCGGUGACUGUUGCUUCAACAGCUUCGGUUGCUCCCUUUGACUAUCUCACAAGCCGGAUCAUUUAUACGGAGGACUUCAACGCCUAUUAA
This is a messenger RNA of Trichoderma aggressivum f. europaeum, 741 nucleotides long. RefSeq lists its product as uncharacterized. The record is from RefSeq and is a predicted model, not a curated record. The transcript has 3 exons. Lineage: Eukaryota; Fungi; Ascomycota; Sordariomycetes; Hypocreales; Hypocreaceae. The coding region runs from base 1 to 741 and encodes 246 amino acids.